CUGGGGAGGGUGUGUGUACGCAGACCUUACCCCUACUCGAAAGUAGAGAGGCUGUUUCCAAAGAGACCCCCGGCUCAACGUCGAAAGUUGCAUUGCUUGACUAACUGCUACUUCAUUAAUUAAAGAAGCGCAGACAGUUUAGAGAUCCAUUUUGAUUUAUUCCAUCACACCCCAAAGCCAAAAAAUGGUGAAAUUUUGGCUCCAUCGGAGAUGAUGGAAAAGCCACCCUUCCCCAGUAAAUAUCAGAAUCAAAGGAAGAACAGUAAAGAACCAGAUGAUGAAAUAUUUGAAAUGUUUAAAAAGGUUCAAGUGAACAUUCCUCUUUUAAAUGCAGAAAAAAAUGUUCCAAAAUAUGCAAAAUUUUUGAAAGAGAUGUGCACUAAUAAAAGAAGGCUGAAAGGGGAUGAGAGGGUGAACAUUAGUGAAAAUGUUUCUGCCAUCUUUCAAAAGAAACUUCCACAGAAAUGUCAGGACCCUAGUGUGUUUUCUGUGCCUUGUAAGAUUGGAAAUUUGGAGAAUACUAAGGCUUUACUUGAUUUAGGAGCAUCCAUCAAUGUCAUGCCUAGGGAAUUAUUUGACCAGUUAGGGGUAGGAGAACUAAAAGAGACUGGGGUAGUUAUUCAACUUGCUGACAGGAGUUUGACUUACCCUGAAGGGGUGGUUGAGGAUGUUUUAGUCCAGGUCAAUGACAUGCUCUUUCCUGCUGACUUUUAUGUCCUUAACAUGGGACAUGAUUAUUCAGGCAUCCCUCUCCUUCUGGGCAGACCAUUUUUGAAAACUGCUCAGGCCAAAAUUGAUGUUGAUGCAGGAACCUUGUCCUUAGAAUUUGAAAAUGAAGUUAUUAAUAUAAACAUUAUAUGAAUUAUAAUCUAAUUUUAUUUAUUUUAAUUUUUAUAUAAAAAACAUUUUAUGAGUUUUAUAUAUAUACAAAUUUAUUGUAAUUAAAUACAAUAAUUUAAUCAUGAAUAGUUUUAUAAAUAAAAAAUAUUGUAAUAAAUGCCAUGUGGACUAAUAAAGUAAUGAGAUUAUG
Cuscuta campestris is the source of this 1030-nucleotide messenger RNA. The record is from the annotation of a GenBank genome assembly. Lineage: Eukaryota; Viridiplantae; Streptophyta; Magnoliopsida; Solanales; Convolvulaceae.